AUGGAGAGAGGGGAACUCCACAAGGAGCAAGGGAACAAGAUAGCAGCCAUUGCAGUGGAAGCUCUAUAUGUCCGGUACAAAGAGAGGCUGAGGGAGGUUGGAGGUGCAGGAGACAUUGUCUCAAUCAUGAUAGGCAAUCUGAAAGGCACCAAAAUUCUGCAGUCCAUUCAAAGAGGCAUCCAGGUGACCAUGGUCAUUGAAGUCGGGAAAAAACACGGCCCCUGGAUGAAUCAUUACUCGAUCUUCUUUGUCUCGGUGUCCUUCUUUAUCGUGACGGCCGCAACCGUGGGCUACUUUAUCUUUUAUUCGGCUCGAAGACUGAGGAAUGCCCGGGCUCAAAACCGGAAACAGAGACAACUGAAAGCCGAUGCUAAAAGAGCUAUUGGGAAGCUUCAGCUUCGGGCUCUGAAACAUGGAGACAAGGAAACCGGACCUGAUGGGGACAGCUGUGCUGUGUGCAUUGAAAUAUUUAGGCCGAAUGACAUAGUCCGUAUCUUAACAUGCAACCAUCUUUUCCACAAGACCUGUAUUGACCCUUGGCUCUUGGAACACCGGACUUGCCCAAUGUGCAAAUGUGAUAUCCUCAAAGCUUUGGGAGUUGAGGCUGAUGUGGAAGCGGGGACUGUGUCCUUCCAAACCGCUGGCUCCAACCCUAACAUCAAUGGAUCGCCAGAAACUUACUCCCCUCGUGAAGAUGACAGCCACAGCGAGACAGCCUCUUCUGGGUAUGCUUCGGUCCAAGGUGCAGACGAGCCACCCCUGGAGGAGCGUGCUCAGGCCCAGACUGAUCAUCUGCGUCUAGUCAACCACGACGCAAGUUCUGUGGCAGUGGAUAUCCUUCCCCAGCUUGACAACCCCGCAUUUGAAGCAGAUGAGCUAAAUGUUCCUGAAGCUCCCAUUCAUCAAAUUAAGUCAUGAAAUGUGUACUGAUGGAAAACUUGAAGCUUUGGUUCAAGAUAGAAUUGCCAACCAGAGUACAUUUUGCUAGUAAUGACCUGGUUUAACAUAGCAGCAGGAAUACUGGAGAUGUUAAGAUUAUUUAAUAGAUCACGCUUAAAUGGCUCAUAAUAUUUAACCUAUUAAACUAUCUCAUUUUCCACCAGCUCAUGUUAACACUUCAUAGGGAAGAUUCCUCUCACCAGUUUGUGAUGGAGACUUUCAAUGUUCAGGAGAGCUUUUCAAAGGAUUGUCUUUGCAUUAGCAACAAUUUUCUUAGGGAAAAGUUUGCGUUGAACUAUGGAGCAGCUAAAAUGACCUUAUGGUAGUCCUUUGCUUUAAUUUUUUUUAAAUCUGUUGGAGACCAGAAAGACAUCCACUUGUCUCCAAAUAGUCCUGUUGAUCUGAUUUCAAAAUCAAUGCAAACAUUAGAUAAAUAACUAUUUAAUGAAAUGCCUGCUUUAGCCACAUAAAUUAACUUGCAAAUUCAAAUUCAAGCGCCAUUUAGUAAUUUUGGAUUCUCAAAAGCAGGUUAAACAGAAAUUCACAAGUGAGAUGUCUGUUUUCAGACAUAGAUGAACUCCUUACCAGAAUUUGGAAGAAUCUGGCAUAUAUUAUUUACUAGCCAAAAUUUUAGUAGAGAUAAAAGCCCUUGGGGAAAAAAAUCAGUCCAUUUCUGCAAGCAUUUGAGUCACAUGCCAUGGGCCCAUUUUUAAAAGCACACUAUAUAAAUUGGCACAUAAUUUUAGAUGUGAAUGUAGGAGAAUAUGACAAUCUGGCUGAUACAUUCAUUUUUGUCUACAAGAAUGAAUCUACAAAGUGACUUGUGAAGAGUGUGGUCCUUGGAAGUGGUGACAUUAAAUUUCACUUAGCUGAAUUGAAAUUGCAGGAGUUGAACCACAAUUCUUUAAUGUAGCUAUAAGCUUGUUAGAUAGAUUUUCUUGAAGUUUGCAGGAGAAGGGAGAGGAUGCCAGGUGCCUUAAAUAUAAAGUUUGCUUCAUCCACCAAAGCUAACUAGUGAUACUUCAAAAUGCACUUUAUUUUUAUUCUCUGUGGCUUAUCUUUUACUUUAAGAUAUUUUGCUUGUUUUUAACUGCCCCCCCCCCUUCCCAGUACUGACGCUUGCAGAAUUUCACCAACUAACGUAUUUUGUUUGAUGUAUUUGAAAAGAAUGAAAUCAUCUCAUUCUAACUUGGAUAUUGUGAUUGAAGUACUGUAAAUAUGUUCAUGAUUUGUAUUGACUUUCUUGGAAACUAAUGUAAAUAAGAUAAUAAAAGUCAUGCAUAUUAA
Molecule: messenger RNA, 2226 nt
Organism: Gracilinanus agilis (Agile Gracile Mouse Opossum)
Lineage: Eukaryota; Metazoa; Chordata; Mammalia; Didelphimorphia; Didelphidae
Gene: RNF128
Product: ring finger protein 128
Exons: 8
Coding region: 1-918 (305 amino acids)
Source: RefSeq, a predicted model, not a curated record